CGGUUAGCGCGAUGAUUUGAUCUUGGAUGUAGUAAGCGACGUACGAAGAACGGGCCCCGGGUGGACUGGUGUCAGAAUAAUAACCUGUCUCUAAAUGUUCAGAAGACUAAAGAAAUGGUUGUUAACUUCACGAAGAGUUCAACGACCCUGCUUGUAGUCGGGAUGAGUCGACAUUGCGAAACGAUAUUAGUUUGACCCACUUAAAUACUCCUAAAACAACAUAGAAGCCACCAGAGAAUUUAGGUGGUGUGUGGAAGUAAACUUCUUUUGCUUAAAUAUACAUGUAACGAAAAAAUGUUGUUCUUCCCUAUUCGUACCACUGUCAACCACCUCCUGUGCCCUUCUAAGGGAUUCAGCUGGGUUCGUCACACUCCCAUCACUGUGUUCUUGCUGGCUGGCACAAAUGCCCUGGUUAUUUUCGUUCCCACCAUCUUUAGACUUAUAGACAUUUCUGCUGCUGCCAUGCUCAUCUUCAUCCUGCCUUCAGCUUUCUACAUCAGACUGGUCAAGAAAGAGUCCAUGAAGUCUAGGCAAAAGAUCGGGGCAAGCCUCUUCCUCCUCAUCUGUAUCACGGUCAUGUCCAGCAGCAUGAUCCUCAUCAUUCUGGACUGGAUCAAGAACGCCACAAGCGAGGUCUCUCCUGAAACUGUAUUUAGUCUUUAUAACCUGCUGAAGGUCUGCGCAGCGACAACACUACUGCUUUGAGAAGGCCUGCGAGCCUCCCGGUUCCACUUCCCCCACUCAGGGGUUGUGGGAAACUUGAAAUUUUUUCUUUAUGGGAGAAUACUUUGAAUUUUGACCACAUGCCGUGGUUAUAAGAUACCUGUUAAACUUGCAAAAAAAAAACAACCUAAGAAACAACUAAAAACAGGUUGCACUCUUGAACACCUUCAACCAAACAAUAACGAACAAGAGAGCUCGACGCGGAUUCCUUCCCACCGAGUGGAGAGCCUGUUGUAGAUGGCACACUGUGCUUCCAACAUUCACACGUCACCGAAAUGUUGUCAUCUAUUUAUGGAAGACCGGAGAUGUGCAGAAAAUGUUGUUUCUGCACAUCUCCGCUUGAGAGUACGUCAACCAACUCUUGACCUCAGCAGCAAAGAGGGCUUUGCCCACCAGUGUUACACUGUUGUUUCAAUGAAACACUAUGUAUAUCCUGUAAUUACGGUCCAAAUAAAUCAAAGACAAAUGGUAA
Molecule: messenger RNA, 1195 nt
Organism: Haplochromis burtoni (Burton's mouthbrooder)
Lineage: Eukaryota; Metazoa; Chordata; Actinopteri; Cichliformes; Cichlidae
Product: sodium-coupled neutral amino acid transporter 2-like
Exons: 4
Coding region: 295-705 (136 amino acids)
Source: RefSeq, a predicted model, not a curated record